GGAAGUUAGUCGCCCGUUUGCACUCCUCGGUUCCGCUCCAGACCCCAGAGGCGGAAGUAAAGCUCUCUCCAGGACGUAGGGACGGCUAUUUUACAGUUUUUUCUGUUGGAAUGCAAGUCCUCUUUGCUAAAGACAAAUAAGGGCUAAAUUUAGAGUUUGAUAACCAGGACGUGAGAACAGAGGCAAAGAAGUCUGGUGUCUGUGGGCAAGGGCAAGGCCAAAGAUCUGGGAAAUUGGAAGACAAGGCAAAGUUGGAAGCAUCAGUUAAUAGGAAUACGCCAACGGUUUGGAAAUCCGGAGGAUGAAGCAGAGAUGGACACUGGCAACUGGUUUUGGGUAGCCAAGUAUUCCAAAAGGUUGGGACUACUUGACCAUUAUGGCACCACAAAACCUCUUGUAUCUGAGAAGUAACUUUCUCUGUGGGUCAAGAUGUUGGAUGUUCCAAAAUUCAGCAGACAUCCUCUUCAAAUCAGUUUCAUGUAGGCUUUUUGGUGUGAAGUGUGGUAAUGAACACAGUGAGAAUGAGCUACUGAAGAACCUACUUGUUAUGGGAGUAGAUGUUGACAUGGCGAAGAAACGACAGCCUGGAGUUUUUAAUAGGACAGGUGUUAAUGAGCAGGACCUGAAGAUGUUUCUUCUGUCAAAAGGAGCUAGCAAAGAAGUAAUUGCUAGCAUAAUAUCAAGAUAUCCACGAGCCAUAACACGCACACCUGAAAAUCUUUCAAAACGGUGGGAUCUGUGGAGAAGAAUUAUGGCAUCAGACCUUGAAAUUGUAAAUAUUUUGGAACGUUCUCCUGAAUCCUUUUUUCGGUCCAAUAACAACCUAAAUCUGGAGAAUAAUAUAAAGUUUCUCUACUCAGUUGGAUUGACCCGUAAAUGCCUUUGCCGAUUGUUGACCAAUGCUCCGCGUACCUUCUCCAAUAGCCUUCAUCUGAAUAAACAGAUGGUCGAAUUUUUGCAAGAAGUCUGUUUGUCCUUAGGUCACAGUGAUCCUAUAGAUUUUGUCAGGAAGAUAAUUUUUAAGAACCCUUUCAUUUUAAUUCAGAGCACCAAACGGAUAAAAGCUAACAUUAAGUUUUUACAGUCAACUUUUAACCUGAACAAUGAGGAGCUGCUUGUUCUGAUAUGUGGUCCAGGAGCUGAAAUCCUAGACCUUUCCAAUGACCAUGCCAAGAGAAACUACACAAAUAUCAAAGAGAAGCUGUUUUCUCUUGGGUGUACUGAAGAAGAAGUGCGGAAGUUUGUCUUGAGCUAUCCAGAUGUGAUCUUUUUGGGAGAGAAAAAGUUUAAUGAUAAAAUAGACUGCCUCAUAGAAGAACAAAUUAGCAUUUUACAAAUAAUUGAAACUCCUCGGAUUUUGGAUUCAAGCAUAAGUACUUUAAAAAGUCGAAUCAAAGAAUUGGUAAAUGCUGGCUAUAACUUGAGUACAUCAAAUAUCACUCUCCUAUCUUGGAGUCAAAAAAGAUAUAAAGCUAAAUUAGAAAAGUUAAACAUUGGUUAAAACAUUAUUCUGGGGAAUUAAAAAAAGUCAAUCUU
This is a messenger RNA of Rhinolophus ferrumequinum (greater horseshoe bat), 1536 nucleotides long. It is a transcript of the gene MTERF1, whose product is annotated as mitochondrial transcription termination factor 1. The transcript has 4 exons. Gene Ontology annotation, cellular component: mitochondrial matrix. Gene Ontology annotation, molecular function: double-stranded DNA binding. NCBI's taxonomy places the organism in Eukaryota, Metazoa, Chordata, Mammalia, Chiroptera, Rhinolophidae. Gene Ontology annotation, biological process: termination of mitochondrial transcription; regulation of DNA-templated transcription. Bases 377 to 1501 code for a protein of 374 amino acids. The record is from RefSeq and is a predicted model, not a curated record.